AUGGUGAAAGUCUUCGAGUGGUCCAACUUCUCGAUUGAGAGUCCCCGACUCCACCUCAUCCAUCUCGACUACAACAAUCUCCUACACGCUGUUUUUAUGACCGAUCUAAUCAACACCCCUGCGUGCAUCAAUGCAUUUGGAAAUCUUUCCAUCAAUACGCCAGAGAGAUUCUCCCGCUACGUACGAACACAAGUCCACCCCCACUACGUCCGAUACGGCUAUGGCCUUUUCAUGGUCUUACACAAGCCAGAUCAGUACGCGGAUGUGGAUGAAAGCAAACCCAUCGGCAUGGUGUCCUUGAAUCGAAGCGAUUCGCAUGAUGCCUGUGUAGCACCCCAACUUCAAUUCGCUAUCAUGUCCUCAGAAACUCUCCAUGGGUACGCCACGGAAGCGGCGAAAACAUUGCUGGAUUACGCGAAGCGCGAACUUGGGAUGGAUUCGGCGUGUGCAUUCUCUUCUGUAAGAAAUGCUCAUGGCGCGAGCGUGUUGAAGAAGGUCGGACUUGAGUUUCGAGGAAUUGUAGAUUUGACGGGCUCAGGUUCCGACGAGGGUAAAGUGUCUGUGUGGACGCUUCCUGGUAUGAGUCAGGAUUUGUCGAUUUACCGCUUAUCUUUACCUCUAACCUGCCUGUGA
This is a messenger RNA of Penicillium verhagenii, 633 nucleotides long. RefSeq names its product GNAT family N-acetyltransferase. Gene Ontology annotation, molecular function: acyltransferase activity, transferring groups other than amino-acyl groups. The transcript has a single exon. The record is from RefSeq and is a predicted model, not a curated record. The coding region runs from base 1 to 633 and encodes 210 amino acids. NCBI's taxonomy places the organism in Eukaryota, Fungi, Ascomycota, Eurotiomycetes, Eurotiales, Aspergillaceae.